AUGGAGCAGCCUAACCUGGGAAGCCGGAUCAGGCAUUCCACAUGGUUCACCAGGCGUAAGGCGUCGCUCCCACGGCCAGUUCGCCAGGCACAUGCCGGGGUAGACACGGCGGUGGGGGAGAGAACUUUUGGCAAGGCAUAUGUGAACUGCGCUCUCCGUGGCAACAAUUCGAAAUGGGGCAAGCUCCGGGACAAAGACGCAGCAGUGCUACAGCUUCUUAUCGAUCCACGCCAGCAAGAUGGGUUCAAGCUGAGAGAACUCGUUCUUGAAUUGUCCUUCGCGGAAGCCGACCCGAGUUUGGUGCCCGCUCCAACCACAAUCGCAACCGCAACCGCACCUACAACCACAACAGUAGCUGCAACCGUGUCAGCCACCCCGAACGCAGAACCCUCACUUGUUAUCUUGGAGCCCCCCUCACCAAAGAACCUCAAGGGCAAGACGACGAUUCAACAUAGUGCCCAUGAGCUGCUUGUUCAGCCUCAAGUGGGCGCCGGUGGUAUCAGCAUUGGCGGGAUGGGACUGAAGACUACCAAAGAUAAAGACGUCGAGCGCUCCUGGCGGUUCAAGAGCCACUGGGCCAACAACGAGCUCGGACUAUACACCACUGCACAAUGGAUGUGGAAGGCAGUGGCGGAAAACCCAGACAUCGAGGACGUGGGCGGCUGUUCGCCGGAGUGA
Messenger RNA from Capronia epimyces CBS 606.96, 678 nucleotides. RefSeq lists its product as uncharacterized. Bases 1 to 678 code for a protein of 225 amino acids. The transcript has a single exon. The record is from RefSeq and is a predicted model, not a curated record. Lineage: Eukaryota; Fungi; Ascomycota; Eurotiomycetes; Chaetothyriales; Herpotrichiellaceae.